UGUGUGUGUGUCAACACGUAAGCAACAUGCAUAAUGCCCUGUCCCAAAGGAACAAUGUUGAUAUCGUAAGCAUAGCAUUAAGCUGGAUCGGCCGUUGCGUUAUAUUAUCGAGUCCCCAGCAUGCGUUACGGGCCCUCCGGAGGAAGGAUCUGACACCCAUGCCUGAACAGUUUCUAGGAGACGACGAGAACUCUGCGAGUACGAGGCUUGGCUCAGAAUUUAGUCGGCAGCAGGGUGAGCCGAGACGUUCUGGCGGUGAAGCCAUAGUGACCUCUAGAGAUGGUGGUAAAGCCCGGAUAUCAUCGACAACCUUCGCUCUGAACGGACUGCCAUGGACAGAUUGGGGUCGCUGAAACUCCACCCAGGGGCCACAACUUACCUACUUAAGAUAGGCAUGUACUAGUAUUAUGGUACCAUGAUAUACACCCCCCCUGAGAUUACUUCAUCUGCGUUUUCGUCACCGAGGAUAUAUCCACAAACACUAGCUCUAAGCUUGGGGGCGAAAAUGUGUAGAGUGCAAGUCUUGGG
Molecule: messenger RNA, 528 nt
Organism: Cryphonectria parasitica EP155
Lineage: Eukaryota; Fungi; Ascomycota; Sordariomycetes; Diaporthales; Cryphonectriaceae
Exons: 1
Coding region: 27-353 (108 amino acids)
Source: RefSeq, a predicted model, not a curated record